GAAACCGAAAGGUAAACAUGCACCGCUAUCACGCAUGGCAUUCCUUCCGCAAGGAAGCCCUAGAUUCACAAUGAGUUCGCAACCGAUUGUGGUACCUGGUGGAGAGAAUCAACGUCUGCAAGGAGAAACUUGUUCUGUAUCUGUUGGAAGUUCAGCAGAUACCUUUAAGACUAUGACACCACCAAACGUCAGCCGAUCCCUCAGUCAACCAGCGGAUCGAGAACCUCGACGAAGCAGCAUUCAAGCACCGUCUACACCAUUACCUAAACUUCCAUCAACCGAGUCCCUUUCAACAAGCAUAAACAUUACAACUGGUGCACCUUCAUUUUUUUCAGGAGUCUCUGCAGGUGAAAGUAGCCAAAAAAUGGAUAAUUCUUCAGAUAAGUCAAUGGAUUCUUGCAAAUUAACGCGAAAGGAAUCAUACAAAGCUCAGAGAAAAAAUUAUCGAAUGGAAAAGAAAAGAGUGGCCAAUGAACUUUUAAGUUCUUUUAAAGAUCCAACUGUUAUUGUUAUGAGUGAUUGGUUAAAAGUUCGCGGCACAUUAAAAAGUUGGACCAAAUUGUGGUGCAUUCUGAAACCUGGAUUAUUACUUCUAUACAAAAGUCCAAAAACAAAGAGUAAUCAUUGGGUAGGAACAGUACUACUUAAUACAUGUCAAGUUAUAGAACGUCCAAGUAAGAAAGAUGGAUUUUGUUUUAAAUUAUUUCAUCCUUUGGAGCAAUCUAUAUGGGCUCCUCGAGGACCAGAAAAAGAAGCUAUUGGUGCUGUCGUACAACCAUUGCCAACUUCUUACUUAAUCUUUCGAGCACCAUCCCAAGCGGCAGGCAAAUGUUGGUUAGAUGCACUUGAAUUGUCGUUACGUUGUUCUUCAUUAAUAGUGCGUUCGACAAGCGCAUUACCGCGUCCUUUAACACAUGAUGCAACUACUACUCAUGAAACUCAGUGGAGCGAAGCUGAUUAUGAAAAGCACUUUGAUGAUCAUGACCUGGACGAUAUUAGUCAACCGGAAAAUGGAGUAGCAGCUGAUGCUGAAAUCAGUGCCUCUGAUAGCGAAUCUGAGGCAUCGGCCAAAGAAGAUCAAUCAUCAGAACCAAUUACCGAAACACCAUAUGUAGCUAAUGAAAACGAAGUUCUUGGAACGGCUGGCGAAGUCGUUACGGAACUGCAAGAAGAACAAAAAUCUUUGAUAUGGUUCUUAAUGAAACAAGUUCGUCCUGGGAUGGAUCUGUCUAAAGUUGUAUUACCAACUUUUAUUCUUGAAUCACGUUCAUUUCUAGAAAAAUUGGCUGAUUCAUACUAUCACGCUGAUUUAUUGUCGCAAGCAGUUUUGGAAGAUGAUGCAUUUACACGUAUGAAAGCUGUAGUGAAAUGGUAUUUAUCAGGAUUUUAUAAGAAACCACAAGGCUUGAAAAAACCGUACAAUCCACUUUUGGGCGAAACAUUCCGUUGCUAUUGGCAACAUCCUAAUGGUUCAAGAACAUUCUACUUAGCUGAACAACUGUCGCAUCAUCCGCCUAUCUCAGGAUUUUAUGUGACAAAUCGUCAAGAUGGAUUUACUAUUAGCGCUACAAUUAUUGCAAAGUCAAAAUUUUAUGGAAAUUCAACCUCUGCAAUUUUGGAUGGUGUCGCCAUAUUAACGAUGCUACCAAGAGGCGAAGACUAUACAAUGACAAUUCCUUAUGCACAUUGUAAAGGUAUUUUGAUGGGAACACUGUCUAUGGAACUCGGUGGAAAAGUAAAUAUAAUAUGCGAAAAAACCGGCUAUCAUACUGAACUAGAAUUUAAACUAAAGCCAUUUCUUGGCGGUGCAGAAUUAAUGAAUCAAGUUGUGGGACGAAUACGCUUAGGAAAAGAGACUUUAGCUACUAUUUCGGGAUAUUGGGAUGGAUUGAUUUCAAUAACAGAUAAACGAACAGGACAAGAAAGUGUUUUCUUUAAUCCAACUCCGGAAAUACGCAAAAAAAGAUUGAAGAAAUACACGGUUCCUUUAGAAUAUCAAGGAGAAUGGGAAAGUGAAAAAUUAUGGUUGGCUGUUACACAAGCUAUUAAUAGAGAUGAUCAAGUUGCUGCUACUGAAGCUAAAACUCGACUUGAAGAAGCACAAAGGGAACGUGCUAAAGCGCGAAAAAGUUUAGGACAAGAAUGGGUUCCAAAAUACUUUGUUCAAGAUAUUAUAACUGGGAAUUGGGUUUAUCGGCAUGCUGAUGUAAGACCGUGGGAUCCAAGAAAUGAUGUAAUACAAUAUGAAGAAAAUUAUAUAGUGCGCACAAAGACUAGACAUAAAACACCUAUUAUGCGCACUGGUAGUAUUGUCUCUACUGAACCACAAUCACAGAUCCCAUUAUUACAAGCUGAAUCACGUUCCUCCUUAUCAGUGCUCAAAUCUUCAAAAAGACAGCUAUCAAAUAAUAUGCCUCUGACAGAGACAGCUCAUGAUUCUGGAAGUUCAUCUGCAGAGGCACAUACCGAUUCUAGUCAGUCUGUAGGAAAAAGAAGACGAUCAACUACCAGGAUAAUUGAUAUAAUGAAAGAAGUAGAACAUCAGAUGAUGGAACAUCAUGAGAAAUUGAAUCAUAUACAACAAAUUGUAGAGCAUAUUUUAAGGAAGCAAAGAGAAUCCGAACAUCAUAACGUAAAUAUGUUUAAGAGCUUCAUGGAUACCAUACUUAUUAUUGUUAUUGUUUUCUCCGUGCAAUAUUUUGUAAACAUGUGGAAUAAUGAUUUCACCAAGGGUUGAGGGAUUCAGUAAAAUUAUUCUCCAUAUCUUUAGUAUUAUACUCGUUACGUGUAUUACUUGCUUUCCUAUUUCCUGGAACUUGCAGUAUGGUGUCGGUAUUUUGUGGUGUAAGCAGAUCAUUUCAAAAGAAAUAUAACGAUAUAUAAUUUUCAUUCUAAAACAAUAUGUGCAUGAAACAUUUAUCGAUAUAGAAAUAAAAUAUUAAUAGAAUAUAUAUAUAUAUUAGAAAUUCUAUAUGUUACAUCCAGUGCAAUGGUAUUUUGUUAUAGUUGCAAAAAUACGAAAAUUUAAGUACAAGAACAAUCUAAAUGAGCUUAUAGCCUAUAUAAGUUUAACCUUUUCAGUCACGCAAUUCGGGAAUCUUCUCAUCAUGCAUGUCAUAAAUUUUUGGGUUGAAUUCAAAUCCGAUAUCAAAUUUCUAAUAAAAUUUAAAAUAGUGGAUUCAAUAUGGAUUCGCUAUUUUCGAUACAAAAUUUUGAUAAAAAAAAAAA
Messenger RNA from Pogonomyrmex barbatus (red harvester ant), 3228 nucleotides. RefSeq names its product Oxysterol-binding protein-related protein 8 (gene Orp8). Gene Ontology annotation, molecular function: cholesterol binding. Gene Ontology annotation, cellular component: cytosol; membrane; cortical endoplasmic reticulum. Lineage: Eukaryota; Metazoa; Arthropoda; Insecta; Hymenoptera; Formicidae. The record is from RefSeq and is a predicted model, not a curated record.